Molecule: messenger RNA, 1320 nt
Organism: Aspergillus thermomutatus
Lineage: Eukaryota; Fungi; Ascomycota; Eurotiomycetes; Eurotiales; Aspergillaceae
Product: putative GPI anchored cell wall protein
Exons: 3
Coding region: 1-1320 (439 amino acids)
Source: RefSeq, a predicted model, not a curated record
AUGAAGAACUUCGCUACUCUCGCGGCUCUCGCUGUCGGAGCCAAUGCUCUUGUCACCAGAGACAACACCUGCUGCUUCCAUCUGACCGCAUCGGGUGGUGCCUCUGGUCCCAUUGGCCAGCUUGAUGAUGGACAGAACCGUGUCUACGGCAACCUUCCCGAGGGCGAGUACUGCAUCAACUCCGAUGGCGGUAUCAUCGAUGGUCACGGACGCGGAUGCAUCUUGACCCCUCCUACCACCCAGUUCCAGUGUGAUUCCGGAGCUAAGCCCACCACCGGCUUCUCCAUCAACGCCCAGGGCCAGCUUACCUACAACGGAAACACAGACUUUGUCGCCUGUGCGACUGGUCAGAACGGAGGACUGAACGUCUACACCUCCCCCAAUAGCAACGAUGUGACUGGCUGCAAGAAGAUUCAGCUGAAUGCCGACAAUUGUGCCAAUACCGGUGCCGGCGCUAGCGCCAGUUCUUCCGCAGUCUACAGCUCGGUCAUCUCUGUCACUCCAACAAGUUCCGCAGUGCACAAGAGCACCCCUGCUGCCUCUCCUACUCACGAGUCGAGCGCCUCCGUUCCCAGCGCGCCAGCUCCCGAGUCGAGCGCUGCCGCAUCUACCACCACUGUGAAGACAACCAUGACCACUACCGCCUGCCCUCAGACAACUACCCCAGCUGGCUCCGGUUCUCAACCCUCUACACCCGCUGGCUCUGGUUCUCAGCCAUCCAGUGCGCCUAGCCAGGCCCAUCAGUCCUCGACUGUUCCAGGCUCCGGCUCCCAGCCUUCUCAGACCCCAUCUGGAUCACAUCCCUCUGCCUCUGCCACCCACUCUUCCAGCGCCAGCUGCCCAACCAAUCUCUCUGGCCAGUACGAAUUCCCCCACCUGAUCAUCCCUGUCGACUCCUCUUCUCCAAGCAAGGCUCCCGGCACCUCGUUCAAUGGCACGGUCUCUUCCACCGUCUCGAGCAUCUUCAACUUUGACAUUCCUUCCUCGGACGCCGGCAAGACCUGCAGCCUCGUCUUCUUGUUCCCCAAGAAGGAGGACCUUGAGACCUCUUCUUACUCCUUCAGCGGCGACGGCAAGAUCGAUUUCGCCAUGCUCGAGUCCGCCGCUACUUCCAAGACCUCCUAUAGCAACGCUCCCAAGGUCAAGCAGGACUACGGUGUUACCACCGUCUCCCCUGGCAACUCUUACCUGAUCUCUACCUUCCAGUGCCCCGCUGGACAGGCAGUCAGCUUCGAGAUGAAGAAUGCUGGUAGCACCAACCUCAACUUCUUCGAGGACUACAACCCCUCUCCUCUUGGUCUGUACAUCACUGUCUGCUAA